AUGAGCCUUCUUCUAACCAUCAUUUCGAUUGCCACCCUCCUCUCGACAGUACUUGCCCUUGUGUCCUUUUGAUUACCCCAAAUUACACCAGACCACGAAAAACUAUCACCUUACGAGUGCGGCUUUGACCCGAUAGGAUCCGCCCGGCUGCCUUUUUCACUGCGGUUUUUCCUCAUCGCCAUCCUCUUUCUUCUAUUCGAUUUAGAAAUUGCUCUCCUCCUCCCUCUUCCAUGAGGUGACCAACUAGCAUCACCACUACUGACAUUCACCUGAGCUACAGCUGUCCUAGCCCUUCUAACCCUUGGCCUCAUUUACGAAUGAAUGCAAGGGGGUCUAGAAUGGGCGGAAU
This is a messenger RNA of Hippoglossus stenolepis (Pacific halibut), 349 nucleotides long. NCBI's taxonomy places the organism in Eukaryota, Metazoa, Chordata, Actinopteri, Pleuronectiformes, Pleuronectidae. The record is from the annotation of a RefSeq genome assembly.